Messenger RNA from Colletotrichum godetiae, 957 nucleotides. Its product is annotated as membrane insertase OXA1/ALB3/YidC. Gene Ontology annotation, biological process: mitochondrial respiratory chain complex IV assembly; protein insertion into mitochondrial inner membrane from matrix. The coding region runs from base 1 to 957 and encodes 318 amino acids. The record is from RefSeq and is a predicted model, not a curated record. Gene Ontology annotation, molecular function: membrane insertase activity. NCBI's taxonomy places the organism in Eukaryota, Fungi, Ascomycota, Sordariomycetes, Glomerellales, Glomerellaceae. The transcript has a single exon. Gene Ontology annotation, cellular component: mitochondrial inner membrane.
AUGGCACGAUCACCUCAAAAGAUAAUCGGUGUCAGAAACUUCAGUCUAGGCGGGUUUGUCAACAGCAGCGUUGAAGCUACCUCGCAAGCCAUUGUGUCGCUGCACUCGAUGAAUGCAACGGGAAAUUGGACAGGCACCAUCGUGUUCUCGGCCUUGCUCAUCGCCUUAUGCAGAGCGCCGCUUCAGUACUACGCUAGACGCAUCAUUCAAGAACAGGGGGUUAUCGCACCCUUUAUAAGCGCCUGGAACUGGGAACUCAACGGAACCCGUCUCUCAAAAGCUAUACAACUAGCCCAGAUCCGGAAACGAAUGCUCAAGGAACGAGGGUGCCAGAACUGGAAGACUUGGGCCCCGGCACUCGGCAUGCCCAUGUGGUAUCUCAUGUCCGAAUCCUUAAGGCGUCUCUGCGGCGCCAACGGCGGAGUUCUUUCCUUGCUCACUGGCAACUACAAGAAUCAAGAGGCUUCAACUGAUGUCGCCCCAGCUCCCGUAUCGGAACAAGCAUCAACAGCAGUAUCGUCGUCCACCGAUGCUGUAUCUAGCAGCCUGGAUUCUAUAAGUUCUGUUGCGGAAGGCAUGUCCAAUGGCGGCCUGCUAUGGUUUACCGACCUCACGGUAGCCGAUCCAACAAUAUUGUUGCCUGCUAUGCUAAUGGGCACUCUGGGCUGGUCGUUUUUCCCUCGAGGCGAAAUGAGGAAGCUCGUUUUCAACCUUUCAUCGUCUGAGCAAUACAUGCCUCCCGGUAUGAAAUGGCGAGUUCGUUUCCAGAGAGGUCUACUACUCACGGCCAUCCUCAUCCCCGCACUUUGUGUCAACUUGCCAGCAGGCAUAUUUGUCUACUGGAUUUCCUCAAUGUUCUUCUCCCAGAUCUCUUCCAAGAUUAUGGAAAGAGUCUUCGGCAAAUACGUCCCUUGGAAGCCUUCCCCCCGCAGCGAGCGCUUUCACUUGCGGGGCUGA